AUGGCGCCGUCACAUUCGUUGGCAGGUUCUUCGAAGUCUUCCUCAGUUCCUCUUAAAAGAGUUUCACAGAGCACAAGAAUCGAGGACGGGAGUUACUGGCUCGUCAAGGCGUACAGCGAAUUCUGGCCCGCUAUCGUCUGUGAUCGCGACAUGGUGCUAGAAAACUUCCGGAAGCAACGCCCUUCCCAGGAAGGGGCCACUUUCUAUCCCAUGCUUACCAUGGUGAAGCACGAAUUUGUUUGGGUUCCCCACAGAAAUCUCCGCGUGUUCGAGCCGAGUUAUCUUUUCGAGGCGCAGUUAGAUAAGAAGUCCCCAUCCUUAGCAAGAGCACAUCGAGCUACUAGUGCGGUUGACGGUCUCCCUCGAGAUCUGGAUUACUGGAAUAGCUACAUGCUUGCGGAGCGCCUACAGAAAGGAAGAGACCCAGUCACUCAGAGUGUCGCUUCACCAGCGCAAGCAUCGGCAACUCAAUCUCGACCUUUGAUUAUAAGCCAGGGAAAGCGCAAGUGUGUCGAUGUGGAGACGAACCCUCCGUCAGAAGUCAAGGAUAGCGAAGAGGCCGAAUUAGAUGAUGAACAACCACUACCAAAGAGGGUCCGUAGGGGCGAGGAAAUUCUAAUUGCUUCAUCCGAGAGCGACGUGGAAGACGAUGAUGAAGUCCUGUCACGGUCAUCAACCCCGGAGAUAGACACAUUGGCCGAGACGUUCGAGGGGCUUACACCAGCUACACCGGCAGCAACAGCGUCAACAAGCCAGUCAUGCGAUUUUCCUACAGGAGCCGGUGAUGCUCGUUCUCAGCCUACCCGCGAACAGACGCCGCACUUAGGAUCGUCGGAGCGUGCAGCAACGCAGGCCGAUAGUCCACUAUUCGAACCGGAUGGCGCCAUGGUGGCUUUUAUUAUUGGCAAGGACAGCACGCCGGUGCGCAUUCCGAAAAGCAGCGUUAUGAAGCCUGAACUUCUGCACUUGACAGAGUGUAUGACCUGGGAUGACGAACUCGGAUGGCACAUCACUAGACCGUUAUACUCGGCAUUCACCGUCGCGCGGUUCCAGGCCGUCGCAGAUUUUCUCACUCACGGCGACUUCAACCCAAAAUUGCUGGAUGACAGUGAUCACAGGGCACGCCUGGACGGCGUGGAGAGCAUCGCUCAGAAGGCCGAUGCGCUCCUAGACUGUGGCCGUGCAUUCAAUGUCGCACGGGAAGUCCAGCUCCCAGAGAUGAUGGAACUGGUCGUCCACAAGGUCUGCGUCCUUCGCCCGUGGCCAGCCGCUGAGGUCCUCAUGGUCACGAAUUUUGUGUUCCACGAGCCACCGACUGGUCUGGAUGCCGACGACGAUUUGCGCAAGCUGUUAUGCAACCACAUCGCUGAGAACUUCUGGGAAAUCAACAGUACACAAACGACCAAUUUGAAGAUGAUACUGACGCGCUACCCGGAACUCGAGGAGAGUGUGUUCUCCGCUCGACUGGAGAAGUUACAUCUCUCUACACCUGACAGCGGGAUGGGCGAAGAGGAUUAG
Coniosporium apollinis CBS 100218 is the source of this 1518-nucleotide messenger RNA. RefSeq lists its product as uncharacterized. The transcript is spliced from 4 exons. The coding region runs from base 1 to 1518 and encodes 505 amino acids. Lineage: Eukaryota; Fungi; Ascomycota; Dothideomycetes. The record is from RefSeq and is a predicted model, not a curated record.